AGUAACACCUACGGUCCCUCUCUCAGAAGACAUACGGUAGCGCUUCCGCCUCACCCAACUCUCAAAACUCGGCAAAGGAGGGGCGGAGGGCCUGUGUCAUCAGCGUGCGCCGGCCUGCCCCGCGACGCGCCAGCGCCUGGCGCAGCCCUUUGCUCGCCCGGCCUCCCCCUCCCUGGUUCCGCGCUCUGGUUCCGCCAUGGAAUCCAACAAGGAUGAAGCCGAGCGCUGUAUCAGCAUCGCCCUCAAGGCCAUCCAAAGUAACCAGCCCGAUCGGGCGCUCCGCUUCCUGGAGAAGGCGCAGCGACUGUACCCGACGCCGCGAGUGAGCGCUCUGAUCGCGUCCCUCAACCAGAAACCACAGUCUGCUGGUGAACAAGCCCAUCCCACAGAUGCCACCCACACAACCCACAGGAAAGCAGGAGGGAGCAACACCCCCUCAGCCAACGGGGAAGCUGGAGGAGGAGGAGGAGGAGAGAACACCAAAGGCUACACCGCAGAACAGGUGGCCGCAGUGAAAAGGGUCAAGCAGUGUAAGGAUUACUACGAGAUCCUAGGGGUGAGCAGAGGAGCUUCGGAUGAGGACUUGAAGAAGGCCUACCGCAAGCUGGCCCUCAAAUUCCACCCGGACAAGAACCAUGCGCCUGGUGCCACAGAAGCCUUCAAAGCCAUUGGCACAGCAUAUGCGGUACUUAGCAACCCGGAGAAAAGGAAACAGUAUGACCAGUUUGGUGAUGACAAGGGCCAGGCUGCCCGGCACGGCCAUGGGCACGGGGACUUCCACCGUGGCUUUGAGGCCGACAUCUCCCCCGAAGACCUCUUCAACAUGUUCUUCGGCGGUGGCUUUCCUUCUAGUAACGUCCAUGUCUACAGCAACGGCCGCAUGCGCUACACCUACCAGCAAAGGCAGGACCGCAGGGACAACCAGGGUGAUGGCGGGCUCGGGGUAUUUGUCCAGCUGAUGCCCAUCCUCAUCCUGAUCCUCGUGUCAGCUCUUAGCCAGCUCAUGGUCUCCAGUCCACCCUACAGCCUGAGCCCGAGACCCUCGGUGGGCCACAUCCACAGGCGAGUCACUGACCACCUGAGUGUCAUCUACUACGUGGCAGACACUUUCUCAGAGGAGUACACAGGUGCCAGCCUCAAGACUGUUGAGCGGAAUGUAGAGGACGACUACAUCGCCAACCUCCGAAACAACUGCUGGAAGGAAAAGCAGCAAAAGGAAGGCUUGCUAUACCGGGCCCGCUACUUCGGUGACACAGACAUGUAUCACAGAGCACAGAAGAUGGGCACUCCAAGCUGCAGCCGGCUGUCAGAGGUGCAGGCUUCCCUGCAUGGAUAGUCCUGGGCCAUCCACACCAUCCAGGCCCAAACUAUGAAAUCCCUGGAGAAUUUCUGGUGACACUCACUGAGCCAAGGUGAUGGACUGUAUACUUAAGGAAAGACAUACAAAGACAAAAAAAUUAAAAUGGAAUUGGAGGCCGAACACCGCACAACUGCCCUCUCUCUCGCCCAAUAAAUGCAGAAAGGUCUUAGGACAGACAGAAAACCUGCUGCUUCCCUCUCUCCCAGGGCUGGCGGAGGCUCUGCAUCGCGGGCUCCUAGGAUACAGAAACCAUGGCAACGAAAGUAGAAUGUAAAACUUGCUGCGAAGGAACGCCUGGGGGAAGGGCUGGGAGAGGAGCCGCCCAGUCCCCCUUCUCCCCUCAGGACCCCCACCAGUCACCUGCAGAAGGAACUGGGCAGGGAGCUGACCGGGAUAAAUGAGGAAGAAGCCACAGAAUGUAACUUCAAGAUGAGUGAGAUGUAUAUAUAUCUAUUUAUAUGUAAAUAGGCAUAUAUAAAGAUAGAUAUAUAUAUAUAGUAUACUUUUUAAACUAUGCAGUGAUUGGGUUAAGUUGUUCAGCUGAUUGCUUCUGUGUUAGGAAAUGAGGCCUGUUUGGAGAAGACAGUUGGCAAAGCUAGACAUUAGCCACAGCUGAUGUCGUAAGAAAAGAUGGGUCUCAUGCUUUUAAUGUCCCUCUCUCCCCAGCGCCAGACUGUCUCGGAUGGUAGCAGUAAUCAUGAUGGUAUAAACCCAUAGUAAACUUUGGAGGUUGCCAGGGUUAUAUUGAGCUGCAGAAGAAGCAGGGAUGGAGCGGGAAACAUGGCCCAGGGGGUAAGUCCCUGCUCAGUACUGAGCUACGGCACUGGGCUGAAGCCUCAUGUCAGCUGCCACCCCAUGGCCAGUUCUCAGCCCUGGUUCCAGGAGCCUUUGAGCCAGCAGGCUGCAGUGCUUAGCAGGGGCCAGGCCCUGCCUAACUUUCCCACCCAAGUCCCCGAGUGGGUUUUGCCUUAGCGGUGCCAUAGGGCACAGCUCCAUCAAUGCCACCCUUUUCCUACGUCAUGUACCAAGGACUCCAGAAGGCGCUUUCUCAGAAUCAGCCCAGGACCCCAGGGCAGCAGCUAGGCCCAUGAAGAAAAGCUCAUGCCUGGGGCACCACCAUCAUCACCUGUCAUGGAUGUCACCAACAGGCCACGUAUGUGGUGGCCAAAGGAUGAAUCUGAACCAAAAAAAAAAAUUUUUUUUUUACCCUCCCUGUCAAAUGAAGAUUUUCUCAAAGCAGCUGUUGCUGCCAGGGGUGGGGAGUUUUAUUUAUUCCCAUGUUUAUACUGGGCCUUUUGGAAUUGCCAUUUUUCCAGAGUUCUUCUGUGGCAGUGGGUGUGGUGUGGAGCCUGCUGUCUCCAAAGCCUUACUUCCCAAGCUGCCAGCUGUGAGCUGGUAACUGGCCUCCCUCCCAGAGUUCCUCUUGGUUCUUUUUAAAAAAGACUUUCCCCCCGGAAAAAAAAAAA
Molecule: messenger RNA, 2826 nt
Organism: Octodon degus (degu)
Lineage: Eukaryota; Metazoa; Chordata; Mammalia; Rodentia; Octodontidae
Gene: Dnajb12
Product: DnaJ heat shock protein family (Hsp40) member B12
Exons: 9
Coding region: 197-1336 (379 amino acids)
Biological process (GO): cellular response to misfolded protein
Cellular component (GO): endoplasmic reticulum membrane
Molecular function (GO): Hsp70 protein binding
Source: RefSeq, a predicted model, not a curated record